Molecule: messenger RNA, 813 nt
Organism: Adineta steineri
Lineage: Eukaryota; Metazoa; Rotifera; Eurotatoria; Adinetida; Adinetidae
Source: the annotation of a GenBank genome assembly
AUGUCAAUAAUAGCAAAUUCAACAAAUAAUUCUACUCAAUUAGUUCGUACAAAUUGGCCAGGAACGACUUCUACAGUAUCACCUACAAUAAAUUCCAAUUCUAGUACAACUAAUCCUCCUUCUAUUUCAUCAUCUAUAUCCCAAGAAAAUAAGACUAAUGAUUCUCCAUUAAAAUCUUCAACAUCAAUUCAAAAUGAUGAUCCCAUGUCUGAAUCAAUAGCAUUUGAUCGAGGAAUACUCACAUAUCCAUUAACAAAUUAUACUUUUGGUACAAAAGAACCAUUAUAUGAACGUGAUAAUUCUGUUCAAGCACGAUUUCAACGUAUGAGAGAAGAAUUUACGACAUUAGGUGUAAGACGUAGUGUUGAAGCUGUCUUGUUAGUACAUGAACAUAAUCUACCUCAUAUACUUCUCUUACAAUUAGGAACAACAUUUUUUAAAUUACCUGGUGGUGAACUUAAUCCAGGAGAAGAUUCAAUUGAAGGUCUCAAACGUUUAUUAAAUGAAACAAUAGGUCGAACAGAUUCUACUGAAAAAAAUAAUUGGGUUAUUGAAGAUGUAAUUGGUAAUUGGUGGAGACCGAAUUUUGAAGCACCAAGAUAUCCAUAUAUUCCUGCUCAUAUAACAAAACCAAAGGAACAUAUUCGUUUAUAUCUUGUUCAACUCGGUGAAUCAGCUAUGUUUGCUGUACCACGCAAUUAUAAAUUAGUAGCUGCACCUUUAUUUGAAUUAUAUGAUAAUGCAUCAGGUUAUGGACCAAUUAUUUCAACAUUACCACAAACAUUAAGUCGAUUUAAUUUUAUUUAUAAAUAA